CUUGAAGACAACGUUUCAACAUAAGAAGAUACUCAUCAAGUAGUCAGUCGACUUUAGACGAUAAGUGUCGAUAGACGUUGAAUUCUUCAAUCGUGGAAGUCUGAUCCGAAAAAAUAAAUAAAUAUGAAAAUACCACUGGUGCUGGAAUUCCUAUUAAUAAGCGCACUCAUCGCGUUUGUUUCAUCGAAGCAUGUUAAUAGACGAAUAGCUCGUGUUGAUCCAAUUCUUGAGGUAACUACACUCAAAUCAAAUAUUUCAUCGGCUGAAAAUUCCGUUCGUCAAGAUGAUGUCGUCCAAGAUAUACAAAUUGUUCAAGAGUUGACUGAUUCACAAGAAGCAGCAACCAAUCCAGUUGAAUCGGAGGUUGUUGUUAAUCCAAACAUCGAUUUAAAACCAUUAUCGGAGGAGACCAACGAAAUUGAAGCGAAACCAACAACAGAAAAACCAGUUAAUGAAAAUGAUCCAAAUCCAAUUAAUAAAUACUGUUCGUGCUCGUCAGCAUCGUGUAAAUGUUGUCGCGAUUUUUCAAUUCCGUUGAUUCCAAUCCGUGGACCUGGUUGUGCUACCGUUCGGUAUUUAGAUAACGAUCGUUUAUCGAUUGGAAUUAAAUACGGUGACUUAGUUUUGGCUUCGAGGACAGUUGAUAGCCGUCGCCCAACCCCAAUUUGUCUUCCUUUGCCAGGCGGUUACAAUCGUUUUUGCGGCCGAGUUUAUGGAAUUUCACGUGAAGAUGAAAACUUCAAAGCAUGUUUAGGUUUGGAGCUUCGCGCUGAUGACGAUGUUGAGGCCUCUCUUCGCGUUUCGUGUUUCCAAUUUGGACCAAAAGGUUUAGCCACAAUGGAGGCCGAACCCUUACCUCCAACCCUUACCGACGACGAUGACGACGACGACGAUGACGAUGAUGAUGACGACCCAUUGGGCAUUGGAGAACUUGCCGGAGGAGACGACGAUGAUGAUGAUGACGAUGACGACUCGGAUGAAGCACCGGGUCCAGGUGGAUUUGUUGGUGAUAUUUUAGGUGGAUUUCUAGGUGGUGGCGGUGGUGGUGAUGACGACGAUGACUUUGGUUUGACACGUUUCCUUGGCAGUGCCAGUGAUUUUGUGACAGAUUUCCUGGGUGGCAAUAGUAAUGGAAAGAAAAAGCCAAACGAAAGUAUCAAUAUCGAUCGUAAGAAUGAUGAAAAGAACAAAAAGAAACCUGAUAUCGUAAAAAAGACACCCAAAAACGGGGCAAGUAAAUUGAAAGCCGAUGCAGAUGAAAAAGAAGAAUCAGUUAUUGAAACAAUUGAAGAGACAAUUGAAAAUUUGACGGCAGAUGAUGAGCCAUCGACCGACAGCACCACCGAAAAGGCCGAACCUGAUGACGCCGAACAAGAUGAAGAAAAAGAAGAUUCUGAGAAAGAAUACGAUGAUGAUGAAGACGAAGAUGAUGAUGAAUACAAUGAUUACAAAGAAGACAAAACAGAGACAAGCGAUGUUAAGCCAACAGAAGCAAAACCAAGCAAAAAGAAGAAAGUAACCAGUUCGUUUAAUUUAUUUGGAAGAUUUUUUAAUUUCUUCUCUUAAACAGAAAUAGCAUUCUAGUAUUUAAUGUAAAAAAUGUAUAGUCGCAAUAGAUGUAAAGAAAGGGUCGAGACAUUACUCUACACUUUUUUUAAUUUAAUAAUUUAUUUAUUUAUUUAUUUGAAUAUGUUCGUUCUACUUUUAUAUUUACAAACAACUAGACUGUACAUAAAAAAAGGUUCUUUUAUAUUAAAAAAAAUAAAUAAAGAGAGAAAAUUCGAUAUCAAAA
Contarinia nasturtii (swede midge) is the source of this 1792-nucleotide messenger RNA. RefSeq lists its product as uncharacterized. The transcript is spliced from 7 exons. NCBI's taxonomy places the organism in Eukaryota, Metazoa, Arthropoda, Insecta, Diptera, Cecidomyiidae. Bases 124 to 1566 code for a protein of 480 amino acids. The record is from RefSeq and is a predicted model, not a curated record.